AUGGCCGCCGCAGAUGCCGCAGAGAGGCUCGCCCUGAUCCGCGAGAAUCUGACUGAGAUUCUAAACCCGGAGAUCAUCGAGAAGAUCCUGGAGGAGGGCCGCCAUCCCAAGAUCUACUGGGGCACUGCGACAACCGGCCGGCCUCACUGUGGCUACUUUGUUCCCGCCAUCAAGAUUGCCCAGUAUCUGGCUGCCGGCUGCCAUGUGACGAUCCUGCUGGCCGACAUCCACGGCUUCCUCGACAACCUCAAGGCGCCCAUCGAGCUGGUCGAGCACCGAGUCGAGUUCUACCGCUUCGUCAUCACCUCCAUCUUCAAGGCCGUGGGCGUGUCGACCGAGAAGCUCAAGUUUGUGCAGGGCAGCUCAUACCAGAAGAGCCCCGAGUACAUCAUGGACGUCUACAAGCUGUCAUCUGUCAUCUCAGAGCACGACGCCAAGCGCGCCGGUGCUGAAGUGGUCAAGCAGACGGACAAUGCGCCCCUGUCCGGUCUGCUCUACCCGAUUCUUCAGGUUUUGGAUGAACAAUACCUGGACGUCGAUGCUCAGUUUGGUGGUCUUGACCAGCGCAAACUGUUCAUCGCCGCCAAGGACUGGCUGCCCAAGCUGGGAUACAAGGAGCGUUGCCAUCUCAUGAACCCUAUGGUUCCCGGCCUCAAGGGCUCCAAGAUGAGCUCCAGUGACGAGGACAGCAAAAUCGACCUCUUGGAUGCCCCAGAUGUCGUCGCCAAGAAGAUUAAGAAGGCGGUUGCCGCCCCCAAGGUGGUCGAAGAGAACGGUAUCCUGGCCUUUGUUGAAUACGUCCUUCUGCCGGCUGCCGGCUUGCGCGGAAAGCGGGAGUUCAUUGUUGAGCGCGAGAGAGACGGCCUGGAGCCGCUGGUCUACAGCACGGUUGAGCAGAUGCACGAAGACUACAGGAAUGACGUGCUAUCACCACAACUCCUCAAGGCGGCAGUCACAAAGUCACUAAACGAGCUCUUGGCCCCAAUCCAGGAGGAGUUCCAGGCCUCCAAGGAAUGGCAGGAGAUUGCCCUCAAAGCUUACCCCCCACCGCCGAAGAAGGAGAAGAAGGUCAAGGACAAGGGCAGCCGACACCCCGGAGCCGCAAAAGCGAAAGAAGGGCAGAUAGACGUCAAGGACCUGAAGGAGGCCGUGAACGAGGUGUAA
Trichoderma citrinoviride is the source of this 1164-nucleotide messenger RNA. Its product is annotated as tyrosyl-tRNA synthetase, class Ib. The transcript has 7 exons. Gene Ontology annotation, biological process: tyrosyl-tRNA aminoacylation. Lineage: Eukaryota; Fungi; Ascomycota; Sordariomycetes; Hypocreales; Hypocreaceae. Gene Ontology annotation, molecular function: ATP binding; tyrosine-tRNA ligase activity. The record is from RefSeq and is a predicted model, not a curated record. Bases 1 to 1164 code for a protein of 387 amino acids.